CCCGGCGUGUGAGUGGCUGGCAGUACAGGUGCGAGGGACAACAACAACAAGAUGGACGCGUGUACUGCGGUGGCCAGAGAAAUAGAAAAAGUCCUGUCCAAAUUCACCUCGUACAGUGACCACGCGACGAGCACCAUCACCUCCCUACACAGCAACAUCGAGAGCCUGCAGUCAGAGAUAGACCAAGUAGGCAGUGGAGACAUCACAGAGGCACAGGCAGUAAUCCUGAGUCAGGCCAUUGGGCGUGUUAAGGAGGCUGUGAACCGGCUCAGUACUGAACAUAGGGACCUGCACUCCUCUGUCUCCAAGGUUGGCAAGGCAAUUGACAAGAACUUUACAGCAGACUUUGGGUGCAUCAGUAAUGACUCAGUAUUUAGUGGAGACAAGCAGCAGCUUGUCAAUGAGGUGAUCUGCCAGCACUUUUUCCGGGAGGGACUGCUGGACAUUGCUGAGGAGUUCAUCAGUGAAACAGGGCUAGAGCUGCAGGAAGAGUCAAGAGAGCCUUUCUUUGAGUUGAACAGGAUUUUGGCAGCUCUAAAGGCAAGAGACCUUGGCCCAGCACUGCAGUGGGCUGAGGAGAACAGGGAGAAACUGAGGGCACAGAACAGCAGCUUAGAGUUCAAGCUACAUCGACUAGCCUACAUCAACCUUGUGAAGGAAGGUCCCCACAGAGUGCCACAGGCCAUUGAGUAUGCCCGCCUUCAUUUCACUCCCUUUGUCUACCAGCAUGAGAAAGUAAUCCAAAGUUUGAUGGGCUGCCUACUCUAUGUGAAGGGUGGCCUGGAGCAUUCCCCUUACACAGACCUCUUGGGUUCCCAUCAGUGGUCCGAGAUCUGCGAGGUGUUCACCCGCGAUGCCUGUGCUCUACUUGGUCUUUCAGUAGAUAGCUCCUUGGCUGUCUGUGUCAAUGCUGGGUGUACAGCUCUACCUGUACUGCUGAACAUCAAGCAGGUGAUGCAGCAGCGAGCCGUACAUAACAUGUGGAACACUAAAGAGGAGUUGCCGAUUGAGAUAGACUUGGGUCCAUCAUCACGCUAUCACUCCAUAUUUGCCUGCCCAAUAUUGCGGCAGCAGUCGACAGAGAGCAAUCCUCCGAUGCGCCUCAUAUGUGGCCAUGUCAUUUCUCGAGAUGCCCUCAACAAGCUCACAACCAGCGCCAAGCUGAAGUGUCCCUACUGUCCUGUGGAACAAAAUCCUGCAGAUGCUGUUCAGAUAUUCUUUUAAUCACUGUCUCCUGUUUUAUAUAUACUGUGUCAACAAAUAUAUCUCACUGUAAGUAAGCUUUUUCACUAGUUUAUAUUCGAGAAAUACAAAUGCAUUCUUUUAUAUCAUUGUUUGAUAUAUCUAUGAUCAACCAGUCAUCUUCAUUUCAUCAUUGUAAAGUAAUCUAAAGUCUGUGCUUUCAUAGGGAGUAGUUGUAUGUAUUAGCUAAUAGAACAGAUCUCUGUAGAAUUUUAGUAUUAAUGCAAGGGAAUAGCAGGUUCACAGUUUUAAUUAUAAUAGAAGUUGAACUUAGUAGACCUUUUGGUUCACUGGAGUGUAAAUGUAUUCCCAGUAAUACUUUCUCCUUUCUUCUUCAAGUGAUAAAAGUUUGUGCUCGAAAAGAUAAUAGAAAUUAAUUGCCCAGUAUUUGAGAAAUGUCUGUGUUGUGAGCAUAAUCACUGGUGAAAGAAAUCAAAGUAUAUGGAGGGAACAGCAUGUCUUGCAUGGAGAAGAAAUGAAUUGUGGAUAGAAAUGGUGAAAUGUAGAACCAUGGUAUUGACAGUCUCAAGAGGUAAGGGAUGAGAUAGAGGUUAUGGAAGAGAACAUACAAGAGUGGAAAUGAAUGCUACUGUUGUGAGAGAAAAUCCUAUGCACACUAAGUGGAUAGAAUGCUGAAGCAUGUGUUUUGUGUGUGUGUGUGUGUGUGUGUGUGUGUGUGUGUGUGUGUGUGUGUGUGAGAGAGAGAGAGAGAGAGAGAGAGAGAGAGAGAGAGAGAGAGAGAGAGAGAGAGAGAGAGAGAGAGAGAGAGAGAGAGAAUUGUACUAUUUGAUGCUGUAAUAAAGUGAGAGUGAUGGAGAGGACUUGAGUGUGUAAGGAUCAGAUGUUAGGGCAGACUUGCCUACCAUUGUUACUUCAUAGAGGCAUUAAAGUUGAUAAGAUUGAACUAAAUUGUUCUAAAAGUAAUUGGUAUGGAUCCUGGUUUCUUUGCCUGUUUGUACUUCAAGACUAGUAGAUAGGAUAUGGAACAUGUGGUUUAAAACAGCUUAUCAACUUUCAGACCCAUGAAAAAAUAAGGUAACCUGAUUGGAAUUUGAAUGAGAAUAAUACUUAAGUAUAAUAUGAAGGUGAAAUAAGAGUAUCUUGAAUUACUGAAAGUAAAGUCUGGUAUUAUGGAAGAUAUAAUCCAUAAAAUUAUGUUUAAAGAAUGUCACCCCAUGAUAAGGCAAUGUUCAAGCAGAGAGGAAAAAAAAAUAUUGAAAGCAUAAGAAGAUUACUGGAAAAAUUUGGAAUAGACAGCUGAUGGAUGUGCAGAGAUAGCUGGAGAGGCUUAUCAUCAGUGGUCUUUCUAGGGUGAUUGAUGAUAUGGAUGAUUUUAGUUAUGAUCUAGUGAAUAGUGUAUCAGUCUUAGUUUUACGUAGAUAAGAAUGUGCUUUGCUUUAUAAAGAGAUAAACAGCAGUUAGUUGUGCUUUGACAGAGAAAUCUGGUUUUUCACAUUGUGUUAGAUCUUCACCUUUGCCCCAGGCAGUUAAUGAAACAUGAGGAAUUGUGUAAAGGAAACACUAUGUUAAUUUAUAUAUUUAGUACUUAGUUUGUAUAGAAAGUACUUAUUUAUAUUGAAUGCUUCACCAAAUUUUGUGUUUUUGAAUUAAAAUUCUUGAUAGGAUUUUACAGAAUACAAGACAGUCAUAAUAUCGUACAUGUACAGUAUGUAUUCAGUGCAGGUUCCUAAUUAAACAUUGUUUAUAUUUUCA
Molecule: messenger RNA, 2955 nt
Organism: Scylla paramamosain (green mud crab)
Lineage: Eukaryota; Metazoa; Arthropoda; Malacostraca; Decapoda; Portunidae
Gene: Sou
Product: E3 ubiquitin-protein ligase RMND5A-like
Exons: 9
Coding region: 52-1224 (390 amino acids)
Biological process (GO): proteasome-mediated ubiquitin-dependent protein catabolic process
Cellular component (GO): GID complex; nucleus; cytoplasm
Molecular function (GO): protein binding; ubiquitin protein ligase activity
Source: RefSeq, a predicted model, not a curated record